Dermacentor silvarum is the source of this 687-nucleotide messenger RNA. RefSeq lists its product as uncharacterized. Bases 52 to 687 code for a protein of 211 amino acids. The transcript has 6 exons. The record is from RefSeq and is a predicted model, not a curated record. NCBI's taxonomy places the organism in Eukaryota, Metazoa, Arthropoda, Arachnida, Ixodida, Ixodidae.
UCAACAAGGUGCCGAACCAGAACUGAGAACUGGAAUGCCGACAUCCCAGCCAUGGCAGUCACAUCAUUCAUUUUGCUCUUGGCUCUCGUUGCUGCUGGGGCCACGAUCACAGACUACUUUGGGAGGCUGCUUGAAAAAAGGGAACGCGUUCAUUUAGACAUCGAUGACAAAAAGUCGCAUGACUCAAAGUUUACAGAAUCCAAGCAAGUGCCACGUUUUGAAAACAAAGCUAAGAAGCUGUUUCUUUGCUUCUCUCUUCUCGAGAAUGGCACCAAAUUAUUUGGAAGGGAAAGCUCGAAGACGGAUUCAAUUGGCGUCUUGCAUGGACUGCGUUUCUUCUGCAUUGCUUGGGUCAUUUGCAUCCACAAUCGAAUUAUACCUCGUUAUACCAACGUCUUUCGUAAUUCGGCUGACAUGAACAAAGUGAACCUGAUGACGACGAUCAUCGACCGGGGACCACUGGCAGUGGACACUUUUUUCUUCAUUGGGGAGAGUGACAGAAACAAGAUAUCAGGAUUGACUGUGGCGUGUGAGAGGGUACGUCAGCCAGGCGUGUUCCGGUACAGCCGUGGCGGGCUGACGUCCGACCCAGCUGUCACGCGAGUGGCUCGUCGUGUGCCGGGCCUCCGCCCCGGCAUCCAUCCCAUGCGCCAACCGCUGCAGAGUCAUCACUGCGACUCCUCGUGA